AUGACUGCGACAACUGUGUGCGGCCUGGCGGUCACUGACGAACAGGCCUUCGCGGGAGCAGUCGUCCAGUUCAAAUGCUCUACCGCUCUCAGUGCCCAGUACAUCAGCUUGGAGAUAACUACAGAGUAUUCACCGUACUUAGAGAUUGCCGAAGUCGCAGUCAAACAGUACAAAUCGGAGGAGUGUGUCCCAAGCAACACUCUGACGUUCAACGACGACUCGACCUCUGCGAGCAGUUUCAAAAAUCCAGCACAUGACGCGGUAGAUGGCAACUUGAACACUUUCUCAACUACAAUAGCGAAGGAGAUCGACUCCACACAUUGGUGGCUGUUGGACUUGGGUGACACACACUGGGUGGGUAAGGUCACCGUGUUCCUCAAAUCAGUGUACGGCUCGAUUUCGGUUCGAACUGGAAACAGCUCCGACUACGCAGAAAACACCCUCUGCGCCCAGUUGACGGCCACAUUGGUCUUGGAGUUUGUGUGCACGAAGCUAACACUUGCAAGGUAUGUCAGCGUAGAUGUUCAACUAGCCUCCCAACGAGUACUUCAGAUUACCGAGGUGUUCAUCAAAGAGUUCGCGUCUGGGGAGUGUCAAGCAAGCCAAAAGGCUGAAGUAAGAGCCACGUCAUUGAGCCCAUGGUACGGGAGUGGGUAUGGCGCAGAGAAGGCAGUAGACAGUAACCUCAACACAUUAGCACAAACAGGUACAUCUAAUGAGAACCCCUUGUGGUUGAUGGAGUUAACAUACGAGAGCUGGUUGACGCGGGUGACUGUCGCAAUCAAAACACCGGGUUACCACUUCAUCGGGGCAGUGGUUCGGGUUGGACCGAGCCCGCACAACCUGACUGUGACGUGUGGAGCGCCCGCUACGGAGAGUCAGUGCCAGCCCAGUGCUGUGAUUCACUUUCUGUGCGACAGACCCACGCUGGCGAGGUACGUCUCUCUUAGCAUAGACACCAAUGGGUCGAGACAGGCGGUGUUGCAAAUAGUCGAAGUGAUGGUUGACGAUUACGAGAAUGAGGAAUGUGCCCCAACGAACGAUGUAUUAAGCAACGGUUGGACUGCUUCGCAAACUAACACCAUAUCGUCCUCGGCAAACGCACUCGAUGGCAACAUCAAUACAUACUUCGAGACAGCUCACGGUGAUGACCAUCCUUGGUGGAAACUUGACUUGGGCGAUAAUUACUGGUUGGGCGUCAUCGCAGUCACAUUGAGAACUGAUUACUACGCACAUGGCUUUCUCGACGUCGUAGCCCGAGCUGGUCCCAAUCUGGAUUACUCAAUGAACCCAGCGUGUGCUUUAGUGGGGCCGGAACCAGACAUACUAGCCGGGUCUGUCGUUCAAUUCCUGUGCAACCCGCCGGUGUUAGCGAGGUACAUUAGCUUAGACAUCAACCAGGCUGGCCCUUCAAUGCUUCAGAUUGCUGAGGUGGUCGUCAAAGAGUAUAACUCCAUGGACUGUGUCACUAACGACACUCUUUUUGCAUAUGACUGGACAGCGACACAAAGUAGCGACUUCGCCAACAAACCAGCACGUGUUGCAACCAAUGGCAGGAUUUCAACCUACUCUAGCACAUUACGUGAACUUCAUCCAUGGGUGCGAUUUGACUUGGGCAGUGAACACUGGUUGGGCAGAAUCUCACUCGUUCUAGCUUCAAGCCAAUAUGUUACAGCUACAGUGCGAGCUGGACCUAGUACAGACUACGCCGAAAACACACAGUGCGGCUUAGCAAUAACGGCGUCUGAGCACCAGGUCUGGGCACUGGUUGAACGUGUCUGCGAUCCACCGAUGAUGGCGCGAUACAUCACAAUGGAUGUCCAGCACCCUACAUCUCCUACUGCUUUAGUAGUUCUGCGAAUCGCUGACAUUGCCAUCAAGAAAUAUGCAUCCGAAGAGUGUGCCAGGAAUAGCACUUCUACUGUUAUCAACGGGAAAGCAAGACAAAGCAGCGAGACCGAGAAGUAUCCAGCAAGCAAUGCAAAUGAUGGCAACCCAGGGACAUAUUUUAAGUCCGCCAACUUUGUGAUCGAUCCUCAGCCUUGGUGGCAAGUUGACUUAGUUGACAGUCACUGCAUUGGUAAAAUCACCGUUACGUUUCAAGACAACACACUGGAUGGCAAUGUAAAGGCAAAGGUCUGUGCAAAUGGUACAGAUUUCUCUACAAACGAACAGUGUGGCUUACAAUGCACACCAACACGGGUCUCAGAUACAGUACAGUACUUCUUGUGUGACCCGCCAUCUUACGUAAGGUAUAUCAUCCUGGCCGUGAAGCCUUCAGCUGAUGUCUCGACUCCAGAAACGGUUCAUCUCAAAAUUGCUGAGGUAACUGUCGAACAGCACUUGUCCGGAGUUGGGCCGUGUCUCAAUUGGGACGACCCUAAGCGCAAAACGAAGGCGGCCUACAUCAGUAAGAAGUUAAAAGGCAGUUUGACAACGAGUGAGGGCGCUCUUAAUCCCCUAUCUACUGCAGUCACCAGCAGUCUAAAACAGUGUAUCAGCGACUGCCUCCACCAUACCAGCUGCAUUUCUAUUAUUUUCUCGACACUUGGAGCAGAGUGUUCUCUUUACAGCCGGUACCAAAGUGACUUGUUCAGGCUUUCUGACGAAGAGGAUAGCUAUUGGUUGAUUGAAUUAUCGGAAUGAUUUUUUUUAGCAAUAAGCAAUAGGCUAGUUAAGAUUUGUUAAAUGUUGUUAUUAUUAUUUGUACUCUGCGUAUGAAUGUAGUUUAAAUCCCAUUUUCCCUGGUUUCUACGAGAUACGCUUAAGAAACAUAUUUAAAAGUUUGAGUUGGCAGUGCAUGGUCGUUCAUCCGUUGGAUUUUUUACAACACAGACUAGUCCGCUGUCUCAGGGGAAUUCCCAUUGACUCGUACACUAUAGCGAGCCUUAGUCUGCUUUAUAGUUAUACUAUUGUUUGUUAUACCUGACCCCACCCGUGCCGAUAUUUAUGGGUCCGCCCCUGGAAUGGUGAAAAAUAAUCUCUAGAUAAUCUAAAAGUCUUUAUGGGAUACGGUUAUCAGUUAGUUUUAAGCAUUGUCAGUUGUCAAUCGGCAUGUUUUGUUUCAACGUCCCAAAUGGGCACACAUUAUGAAAUUUAAUCAGAUUUUUAACCUACGGGGAAGUGACAUGGAACAAUUCUACUCUCGCGUCUAAAUUUAACUUCCCAGCUCAGUUCAUUACAAAGUCCGAAUAUGGUAUAAUAAUAAAAACCAUUCAUAUAUUUACUCAGCAUGAGAACAAUUGAUCAAGGUAAAUGUGGACCCAGAUCGGACACAAACACAGUGGAUAAUGCCUACAGCUCAAAAAACAAACACCAAUUAAAAAACAUACCUACUAGGAGGUCCCAAACCCUCGUUGACAAAAGACAAAAGAGAUCGCGCCAAAGUACAAUUUUCUUACAGUGAAGCUGAUUGACUGUUUUGCUUCUGUUUAAAAUGGUUUACACAGUGGUAGAAACUCUCGUCCGUCUAUUUCGAUAGUUAUUUGAUACCUGUGUGUGUAGAUAUUUUCGCUAGAAGUACACUAGGACAUUAUGUAACUUCUGGUUCUAAAUGAUAAAACAAGACCAGUGUUGACAAUUACCAAGAAAGGAGUCUACCACAGAAGUCCAGUGCCUUUAAUAUGUAUUUUACAAAUGGCAACUGUGCGAUGGUUUUUUUUUUGCAAAUAUCUUUCUCGUGAUAUUUGCCGUGUGUCAAAAUUCCAUGGUUGUAUUCUCAAAGACCCCAUCUCCCUAGAUACUUGCCUGCCUAUUCACAGCCAAUAUACAUGAAAGUACUCUGUUAACAUAUAUAAACUCGAAUCAACAAUUGAGCCAAAGUGCAUGCGUGAUUUAUGGUAUGACUUACUGCGUUAAUAAGAAAAAGGCUUUUAGUCCUCGAGCAAUGACGUUCUUCUACCACCCCCCCCCCGCCACCCCUUCAACAACGAGCCCAAUUUAUCAUGCAUGGGUAACUAUGCGCAGCAAAACAUUCACUGUGAGGUUGCGUCGACUAGUAAGAAAUGCUCUCCCUUUGAAAGUAGGAUGGAGAAAGAGGUUGUGGUUUUUUCCAUUCCAUCUUUCGCUUUGUGUUCGCUUUUGAAGCUGUCUGUUUUGACUGUAUGAGGUUGUAUGAUUCAACAGAGUCUAAACCUCAUGGGGUGCUUAGUUUAAAAGACUCUUUGGAAAAAAACCCACAAACAUUUAAAGUAAAAUUGCACACAAACAUAAAACAACAGUUCAGUCUUGAAGUUUUAGUUACUUUCUUUUCAUUUUGAUAUUUUUUCUCGUUAUUGUCUAAAUACAUCAGUUCAAAUUUAAAAGGUUUUUUUAACGUCAAUUUAUUAGAUUUGUGUUUUGUUUUCUUGUUGUGUAAGUUAUUGAAGUACUCACUUGUGUGAGUGUUGAAUUGAAAGUUCUAUAUGACAGGAGUCGUACAACUUUGAAGCAAACAGCAUCAACAACAACAAACAAACAAACAAACAAACAAACAAACAAACAAACAAACACACAUACACACACCAAUACAGAAAGCACUUAAGUGCAAUGCGAGGUAUAUGCAAGACUAACAUAAUGGUGUUUACGUUCACACUAGUGAAGCUAACUUCGCUGCCAAUUUCGCUGCCCGCUAACAAUCCCAAAACGUUUCCUAUUUACGGCCAGCCACGUGAGGUAUCGUCAACCUCCUUCCCAUACACAGUCAACUCAUGGACUGUAAAACGAUGAUAGAGCGCACAACUGGGGACGAAAUUGUAACACUCAGCUGAUGACGCAGUGACAAGAAUAGGUUGUUUUUAUACAAAAGAACCGCGGGCGUUCAAUUCCCAAAAGACAUCGAUGUUACAUGGUUUAAGUGUGAUAGUUAGAUUACACACCAUGGGGGUGUGAAAUCUUAUUACCGCUGUUGUUGGGAAUUGAACGCCGCCAGUUCUUGUUAAUAGAAUCUUUAAAGACAGUGUACACUUUUAGGUUUUUAUUGCUCGAUGGUUUCAUUUUAAUCAUAUAGACGAUGUGACCUGUGACGUCACAUGUUUACAAAAGAGCCACAGAGAGCCGG
This is a messenger RNA of Asterias rubens (European starfish), 5038 nucleotides long. RefSeq lists its product as uncharacterized. Bases 1 to 2646 code for a protein of 881 amino acids. The record is from RefSeq and is a predicted model, not a curated record. Lineage: Eukaryota; Metazoa; Echinodermata; Asteroidea; Forcipulatida; Asteriidae. The transcript is spliced from 18 exons.